AUGGGUUUGAAGGGAAGCUGCAUGUGCAAGGCGAUCAAGUACGAGAGUACUGGUAGGCUGGCCCGAUUGCAACAUCGUGUGAACCACGCUGAUAAGAAGCAGAGGACCCUCAAGUCACCGCCCUGUGCCACUGCACAGAUUGCCAAAAGGUAUGAAAACCCCAAUAUCAGGACUCUCAUCAAGUCCAUACAUGUAGCUAAUGAAUUACAGUGGAGCGGCUCAGCUUUCACUUCCAACGCCGUCGUUCCUCGUACAUCUUUCAAGGUCACCCAAGGUGAGCCCAAAUUCUACGACAUCACUGGCGACUCGGGCAAGAACAACAGGCACUUCUUCUGCUCCAACUGCGGGUCCAGUCUUUAUACCGAGCUGGACUUGAUGGCCGACGUCACGUGCAUCAAGGCCGGUGGUCUCGAUGAGGGAAAGGCGAGCCUGGAAGGGAAGCCCGCCGUUGAGUUCUACUGCAAGGAUCGGGUCUCGUACUUGGUCGAUGUUAAGGGUGCUGAUCAGAAGCCCGCUUUCAGUUAA
Messenger RNA from Colletotrichum paranaense, 525 nucleotides. Its product is annotated as glutathione-dependent formaldehyde-activating enzyme. NCBI's taxonomy places the organism in Eukaryota, Fungi, Ascomycota, Sordariomycetes, Glomerellales, Glomerellaceae. Gene Ontology annotation, molecular function: carbon-sulfur lyase activity. Bases 1 to 525 code for a protein of 174 amino acids. The record is from RefSeq and is a predicted model, not a curated record. The transcript is spliced from 2 exons.